Leptosomus discolor (cuckoo roller) is the source of this 1152-nucleotide messenger RNA. Lineage: Eukaryota; Metazoa; Chordata; Aves; Leptosomiformes; Leptosomidae. The record is from RefSeq and is a predicted model, not a curated record.
GAUGGAUCCUCACAGUUAUCGGCUUAUGAAAGGAAAAGACUAAAGAACAUUACGGAAAAUGCUAAAUUCUUUGCUGCUUUAAAGCUGCAUGAGUCAGCUGCAAGACUUCGCCAAAUUGCAACCAAAAGACAGUCUCACGCCACCAAAAGAGCUAAGCCGAGGAAGGCGGAAGAUGAAACGGUGCGGCGAAGGUCGAAGCGCUUACAGAGAGUCGAGCCGUCGGGAGUGCCGAUGCCGGAGACGCCUGCCCAGCCAGAAGCAGAGGAAUAUCCUCAGGUUCCAGCCGGGCCUUUGCCAAUGAUCCCCGAAGAUCAGGUGGGGAACAGCACCUCGACAGAGGACUUGCUGACUACCUGGAUGAGGAUAAGUGAGAUGAAAGCUAACGGCACUGAAAAGCGCACGCCUGACAUGACAAGGUACCAGGACGGCCUGAACAGCAUGGUCCUCAGCGAGGAUAACGUCAGGAAGGUGGUGAAGUUCCGCGUGUGCUCCAUGGCUAUCCAUCCUUCCGAGAGCACCAUCCUUGUGGCAGCCGGAGACAAGUCCGGGCAGAUCGGUCUCUGGAAUGUGGUGAGUUGUCAGUCGGAAGAAGGAGCACGAGCCUUUCUCCCGCACAGCUACCUGGUCAGCUGCAUGCAUUUUUCCCCCUCUAACCCUGCUCACCUGCUGUCUCUGAGCAAUGACUCGCUGCGGUGCGGGGACGUUACGAGAGCUGUCUUUGACGAGAUAUGCAGAAGCGAAGAAAGCUUCUCUUCCUUUGACUUCCUGGAAGAGAACGCCUCCACGGCGGUAGUAGGACACUGGGAUGGCAGCGUCGCUGUGGUGGACAGACGGACCCCGGGGACGUCUUCAGAGCUUCUGGCAGACAUCGGCUUCACGAGAACGAGGACGGUCCACGUUCACCCAGUGAACAAACAGUAUUUCGUGGCUGCUGGCUCCGUGGAUGUCUGUGUUUACGAUGUUCGGUACCUGAAGUCCAAGGGGAACAAGCCUGUGAGCUCCCUCAGGGGACACACGAAAAGCGUGGCUUCCGCGUAUUUCUCGCCUGGGACUGGGAGCAGAGUGGUGACCGUGUGUGCGGACGACAAGCUGAGGGUCUAUGACACCACCUCUCUGUCGUCGACAGCGGCGCUUCUCAGUACCAUCAGGUAG